AUGUCCCAAUCUAGUGUUCCAGCGACAGAUCCCGCUGUCUACGCUGGAUAUGAAACAAGAUGGUCCAAUCUCCCGGACACCGAAGAAGCAUGGAUUGUUAGAGCCCGGGAGGUCUCUGAGGUGCUAGCUAAGGAUGCGGCACAAAGAGACCAGGAGAACAAAUCACCGCGCGCUGAAGUGGCCUUGCUCAAGUAUUCGGGCUUGACAAAGCUUCUAGGACCGAAGAAGUAUGGUGGUGGCGAGCAAGCCUGGAGUGUUGGAUAUAGGGCAAUAAGAGAGGUUGCAAAUGCAGAUGGAUCUAUCGGUAUGCUGCUUGGCUAUCACCUUCUCUGGUCUACUAUUGCGAAUGUGAUGGGCACUCCUGAACAAGCUGAUCGAACCAAUCAGUUGAUCAUUUCGAACAACUAUUUUGUUGGGGGCGCCGUGAACCCGCGCGACAAUGAUCUGAAGAUUACUCCAGACGGAGACCAUAUCAUAUUCACCGGGAACAAGUACUUCAACACUGGAGGCGUUGUGUCCGACCUCACAGUCCUUGAAGGUAUAUUGGAUGGCACUCAGGAUCACAUCUUUGCUUUGGUCGAGACCCAACAGCCCGGUAUCCAGUUUGCUCACAACUGGCACAACAUUGGAUUGCGCCUGACCGAGUCUGGAGGCGUGAAGAUAGAGAAUGUCCGUGCUUCUUGGUCAGAUGCACUGGGCUGGGAUGCAGCUACCAAGAAGCCUCGCGAUGAUACUCUGAAGAUCGCAUUCCCUACUCUAUUCCUCCCAACUAUCCAACUGGUCUUCAGCAAUUUCUACUUGGGAAUUGCUCUUGGUGCUUUGAAUUUCGCCUCCAGAUACACCACGACCGCAACACGUGCUUGGCCUUUCGGCGGCGACAACAAGGAAUCAGCGACGGAUGAGUUCUACAUCCUCGAACGCUAUGGCAACUUCUUUGCGCAUCUGCGUGCCACAGAAGCCCUUGCUGAUCGAGCAGGUGAUCAACUCUCGGGGCUUUAUACUCGGUAUCAAGCGCAGAAAUCUGGUCUCACAGCCCAGGAACGUGGAGAGGUUGCGGAGUGGGUGGCUAGCAUCAAAGUGGUCGCCACAGAUGUCGGACUCAGGGUUACUUCUGGUGUAUUUGAAGUGACUGGAGCGCGGGCCACCGCCUCAAAAGUUGGAUUGGAUCGAUUCUGGCGGGAUAUUCGAGUGCACACUCUUCAUGAUCCGGUGGCUUACAAGAACCGGGAAUUGGGGCGAUAUGCACUACUGCAUGAAGUACCUGAGCCUAGUUGGUACACUUAG
Penicillium egyptiacum is the source of this 1284-nucleotide messenger RNA. NCBI's taxonomy places the organism in Eukaryota, Fungi, Ascomycota, Eurotiomycetes, Eurotiales, Aspergillaceae. The record is from the annotation of a GenBank genome assembly.